This is a messenger RNA of Mercurialis annua (annual mercury), 1754 nucleotides long. Its product is annotated as shaggy-related protein kinase alpha. Gene Ontology annotation, biological process: signal transduction; protein phosphorylation. NCBI's taxonomy places the organism in Eukaryota, Viridiplantae, Streptophyta, Magnoliopsida, Malpighiales, Euphorbiaceae. Gene Ontology annotation, cellular component: cytoplasm. The coding region runs from base 232 to 1458 and encodes 408 amino acids. Gene Ontology annotation, molecular function: ATP binding; protein serine/threonine kinase activity. The record is from RefSeq and is a predicted model, not a curated record. The transcript is spliced from 13 exons.
CAACAAAAAACAAAAAAGAAAGGCUUAUUACAAAACAUAACCUACAAAAAUGGAUCUAUCGUUACCAUUUUCUCUCUCCAUUGUCUGAUCAUCUGCUUCUUCCUACUACGCCGCCGUUUUGAUCACCUUCUUUUUCUUCUUACCCAGAUUUUUCUGCUUCCAUCGGUAGAUGUUUAGUUUUAUUGCGGACAACGUGUAAGAAGAUCAGGACUUAUUGUUCUUGUCCUAGGAAUGGCUUCUGUGGGUGUGGCACCUGCUGGUUUGAGAGAAGCUAGUGGCCAUAAUGCCGGUGUUGAUAAGUUACCUGAGGAGAUGAAUGACAUGAAAAUUAGGGAUGACAAAGAAAUGGAAGCUACAGUAGUUGAUGGUAACAGUACGGAGACUGGCCAUAUUAUAGUUACAACAAUUGGUGGUAGAAAUGGCCAGCCAAAGCAGACUAUAAGCUACAUGGCCGAGCGUGUUGUUGGGCAUGGAUCAUUCGGUGUUGUAUUUCAGGCAAAAUGCUUGGAGACGGGUGAAACAGUUGCAAUAAAGAAAGUUCUUCAAGACAAGAGGUAUAAGAACCGUGAGCUGCAAACCAUGCGUCUUCUUGACCACCCAAAUGUUGUCUCCUUAAAGCAUUGUUUCUUUUCAACAACUGAAAAGGAUGAGCUAUAUCUCAAUUUGGUUCUUGAGUAUGUGCCUGAAACUGUUCAUCGGGUGAUUAAACACUACAACAAGUUGAAUCAGAGAAUGCCCUUGAUAUAUGUAAAACUUUAUGCAUACCAGAUCUUCAGGGCAUUGUCUUACAUCCACCGUGCAAUUGGAGUGUGCCACAGAGACAUUAAACCUCAAAAUCUUUUGGUAAAUCCGCAUACUCAUCAGGUGAAAUUGUGUGAUUUUGGGAGUGCAAAAGUCUUGGUAAAAGGAGAGCCAAAUAUAUCUUAUAUCUGCUCCAGAUAUUAUAGAGCACCAGAGCUCAUAUUUGGAGCAACCGAGUAUACAACAGCUAUCGACAUCUGGUCCGCUGGCUGUGUUCUUGCCGAGUUACUGCUUGGACAGCCCCUAUUUCCCGGUGAAAGUGGAGUAGACCAGCUUGUUGAAAUUAUUAAGGUUUUGGGCACUCCAACAAGGGAGGAAAUUAAAUGCAUGAACCCGAACUAUACAGAGUACAAAUUUCCACAGAUCAAAGCUCACCCAUGGCAUAAGAUAUUCCACAAACGCAUGCCUCCAGAAGCUGUAGACCUAGUCUCAAGACUACUGCAAUACUCUCCUAACUUACGUUGUUCUGCUCUGGAUGCCUUGACCCAUCCCUUUUUUGACGAGUUACGUGAUCCAAACUCACGCCUGCCUAAUGGACGUUUCCUUCCACCGAUACUUAACUUUAAAGCCCACGAAUUAAAGGGUGUCGCAGCGGAGACUUUGGUGAAAUUGAUACCAGAACAUGCAAAAAAGCAAUGUGCCUUUCUGGGAUUAUGAUUCAGUAUAAAAUGAUGAAAUGUAACAGAAUUUUCAUGGCAAGCAUGUGGAAGCUAUGGUGUUUGAUUCCUCUAUAUCUAUGCUAUUUGGUUAAGUUUGUAUCCUUGGUUUAUUUUAAAUGUGCUUUUGGUGUUAUUGUUAUUAUGUAGAAGCUGAUUUAGAGACAUAUUGUACUUGAUGAUGAUGAUUUGCCCGAGCCUCCAAGGGUAGUGGUCUGAUUAGUACUUGUUAAUCCUGUACUGAACAUAUUGUAAGAUUACUAUAGCAGACCAAUAUCAAAUGUCCUAUCCUAUCUA